UAGGGUUUUAAAGUGGUUUAAAAGGCCAGCCGAUCUCAUUUUUGUUGAGCCCUACGUAUUAGAGCAUAACCGUCGGAACCCUAGGAUCCUUCGUCGCCGGCAACAAUGGGUAUCUCUCGGGAUUCGAUGCACAAGAGACGUGCCACUGGAGGCAAGAAGAAGGCGUGGAGGAAGAAGAGAAAGUACGAGCUUGGAAGACAGCCUGCAAAUACAAAGCUGGUGCCUAAUGCUAAGACUGUUAGGAGGAUAAGGGUCCGAGGAGGCAAUGUGAAGUGGCGUGCUUUGAGGUUGGACACUGGAAACUUCUCUUGGGGCAGUGAGGCUGUUACUAGGAAAACUCGUUUAUUGGAUGUGGUGUACAACGCCUCAAACAAUGAGCUGGUUAGGACACAAACUCUAGUGAAGAGUGCAAUUGUUCAAGUUGAUGCAGCUCCAUUUAAGCAGUGGUAUCUCCAGCACUAUGGAGUUGAUAUUGGUCGCAAGAAGAAGAGUGCUGUCAAGAAGGAAGGAGAGGAGGCUGAGACUGCUCCUGCUGCGGAGGAAAAGAAAAGCAACCAUGUCCAGAGAAAGCUGCAAAAGCGUCAACAAGAUCGUAAGAUUGACCCACAUGUUGAAGAGCAAUUUGCUAGUGGCCGUCUAUUGGCGGCAAUCUCGUCACGACCUGGCCAAUGUGGCCGUGCCGAUGGUUACAUCUUGGAGGGUAAGGAACUGGAGUUCUACAUGAAGAAACUUCAGAAAAAGAAAGGGAAGGGUGCAAGUGGUGCUGCUUAAGAGUUAUAGCUGAUUUCUGUUAUAUCAUCCAAAGCGUCGAAUCAUAUUGCCUCAGUGUUAUUUACUAUUUACAGAAUGGGUAUUAAGAACCUCUUUAGCUGGUAGAGUUAGAUCAGCCCAUCUUUUUGGAAUGUGAUAAUUUUGAGGACAGAUUCAUCCUACUGUUUUCUUCUAAAGAUGUCAUUAAAGAUGUCAUUAAGGUAGUCUCAUCAUUCAGCUUUCAGGUUUUA
Molecule: messenger RNA, 1001 nt
Organism: Nicotiana attenuata
Lineage: Eukaryota; Viridiplantae; Streptophyta; Magnoliopsida; Solanales; Solanaceae
Product: 40S ribosomal protein S8-like
Exons: 5
Coding region: 106-771 (221 amino acids)
Biological process (GO): translation; maturation of SSU-rRNA from tricistronic rRNA transcript (SSU-rRNA, 5.8S rRNA, LSU-rRNA)
Cellular component (GO): ribosome; cytosolic small ribosomal subunit
Molecular function (GO): structural constituent of ribosome
Source: RefSeq, a predicted model, not a curated record